AUGAGCGAAGUAGGAGAGCAACAGCUACAGGAGCCGCCGCCGCCGCCGCCACCGUCGCCAGCUUCUACUCCUCCCCCUUCUUCUAGUCCUGAUGGUAGUGACAUGGAUGGGGUAGAACAACAGCCCCCUCGAGUGUUUUUCAUUGGAGUAGUGAUGAGGACGCAGAAGAAGAAGAGGGGGAAAAGACCAGACGCAAAAGAAGAAAGAAUAAGCAAAAGGGGUCGGAAUGUACGACACAAUGUGAUUUACAUUGUAAAACGAAACCUAAAAGAAGAAGAAGAAGUAGUCUCAAACGCAAACCCUACGGACAAACAAUGUCUAAGAGGACGACUGCAGCAGCAUCUCACCGGGGAUGCAUCUCCGGCUGCGGAAGCUGGGGGAUGUGCUGUGAACGUUACACAGUGUGGCAGAAACGCUGCGGAAUGGUUAGGCGAAGGCUGUUGUUACUUUGUGCAAUGA
This is a messenger RNA of Gryllus bimaculatus (two-spotted cricket), 459 nucleotides long. NCBI's taxonomy places the organism in Eukaryota, Metazoa, Arthropoda, Insecta, Orthoptera, Gryllidae. The record is from the annotation of a GenBank genome assembly.